Seriola dumerili (greater amberjack) is the source of this 3688-nucleotide messenger RNA. RefSeq names its product protein fem-1 homolog A-like (gene fem1a). Gene Ontology annotation, molecular function: protein binding. The record is from RefSeq and is a predicted model, not a curated record. The coding region runs from base 159 to 2012 and encodes 617 amino acids. The transcript has a single exon. Lineage: Eukaryota; Metazoa; Chordata; Actinopteri; Carangiformes; Carangidae.
UCUUGACAGCACCCUCAAAAUGGCAGAAAGAUGUGAGCUAGAAACCGAGUCCAAACUAAGACUCCUGCUCUCUGUUAUUUAAAACCAGACUCGCCAGUUUUGACAGAAACGAGUGGUUAUGGGGUUGGUGUCCAGCGCGGCAGGACACAGCGUGUAAAAUGGACAUUACGACGGCGGUUUUCAACGCGGCCAGAGAUGGUAAGCUAAAACUUAUCCAGAAGUUGCUGAGCAACAAAACUCCUGAGGAGCUGGAGGCUUUAGCCGAGGAGAAAACACAGGGAGGAACUCCUCUGUUGAUAGCCUCUCGAUACGGACAUUUAGAGGUUGUAGAUUACCUCCUUGAACACUGUAAAGCUAAUGUUGAACUCGGGGGUUCCGUCAACUUUGACGGCGAGACCAUCGAGGGGGCUCCGCCGCUGUGGGCGGCUUCGGCAGCCGGUCACCUCCCUGUGGUCAAGACUCUACUGAAACACGGUGCCUCAGUGAACAACGCAACACUAACUAACUCAACGCCGCUCCGAGCUGCCUGUUUUGACGGUCACCUGGAAAUCGUCCGCUACCUGGUGGAGCACAGAGCUGACAUGGAGGUCGCCAACCGCCACGGCCACACCUGCCUCAUGAUCUCCUGUUACAAGGGCCACAAGGAGAUAGCCAAGUUCCUUCUGGACCGGGGUGCUGAUGUCAACCGCAAGAGUGUGAAAGGAAACACCGCCCUCCACGACUGUGCUGAGUCAGGUAGUCUGGACAUUAUGAAGAUGCUGCUGAAGUGCAAUGCCCGCAUGGAGAGAGACGGAUACGGAAUGACCCCACUCCUCGCUGCAAGUGUAACAGGUCACACCAACAUUGUGGAGUACCUGGCCCACCAGCCUCGCACCUCCAGAGAGGAACGCAUUGAUGCACUUGAACUUCUUGGGGCUACUUUUGUGGACAAAAAGCGAGACCUCUUGGGGGCAAUGAGGUACUGGAGAAGGGCUAUGGAGCUGAGGCAGCCAGGGGACAAAGCUGGAUCCCUGGCCAAGCCUCCACCUGGUCCCCCAAUCCCUGCCUAUGGCUGUGCGCAGGAGGUGAGCACAGCAGAGGAACUGGAAGCGUUGAUCACAGACCCAGAUGAAAUGAGGAUGCAGGCUUUGUUAGUUCGAGAACGCAUCCUGGGGCCAUCCCACCCAGACACCUCUUAUUACAUCCGUUACAGAGGAGCUGUGUAUGCUGACUCAGGCAACUUUGAGCGCUGCAUCAGCCUGUGGAAAUAUGCAUUAGACAUGCAGCAGAGCAACCUGGACCCUCUCAGUCCCAUGACAGCCUCCAGUUUCCUGUCCUUUGCAGAGCUCUUCUCUUUUGUUCUUCAAGACCGGGCCAAAGGCACCUUAUCAACGCGCAUCACCUUCCAUGAUCUGAUGACCGUGCUGGGGAAAAGCGUGAGGGAGGUAGAAAGAGCUGUGGCGCAGAAGGACAACCCUCCAGAAGCUCCUCAGUUCACCAAGGCCCUUUCCAUCAUCCUCCAUCUAAUCUUUCUGCUGGAGAAGCUUGAAUGCAGCCCAGAGCAGGAGCACCAGAAGAAGCACACAGUGUACCGUCUGCUGAAGCUGAACCCUCGAGGUCGGAGCAGCUUUACCCCUCUCCACAUGGCUGUAGACAAGGAAACCACAUCUGUGGGCCGCUACCCGGUGGGCCGCUUCCCCUCCCAGGCGGUGGCAGCGCUGCUCCUAGAGUGCGGUGCAGAUGUUGAUUCACGUGACUGUGAGAACAACACGCCACUGCACAUUGCUGCUAACAACGGUUGUCCAGAGAUUAUGGCACUACUUAUGAAGGCUGGGGCUCACUUUGAUGCUACAAAUGCACAGAGGAAGACAGCCUACGAGCUGUUGGAUGAGCAGAGCAGCGGGCACCCGGCCCUCUACCCGCUGAACUACGUCACCCUUCAGUGCCUGGCAGCGCGUGCAAUUGAAAAGCACAGACUGCCCUACAGGGGACUUAUCUCUGAGGAGAUGGAGGCUUUCAUUGAGCUGCACUGACUUCCACUCCACACUCUCCCCUGAUGAGGAACCCCUGCACUACUCUUCCUGUUGUCCCUCAUACUUUACUAUGACCUGCCACAAACAUGUCAUUCUCUUCAUCUUUGUCUCUUUUGGCUUUGACUGCUUUGCUCCUGGCCCCACCAGCCUUGUGUCAGACCAAACCAUAGCAAUAAACAUCCAGCCUCUGGGCUUAAAUCUCUGUCUGAAAUCUGGUCAGUUAUCGCUUUAUUCUAACUUUAAGUCACGUGGACUUUUAAAGUGAUUGUUGGCUUCCACUGCUAUUUAAAUCUGGGAGAAACAUCAACAUGAUACAGGCUUGAAUGCAUUUUUUCCUACGUUUCUCCCACUAAAAAGGAGAGUUACGGUAUGAUGGUGCUUGUGUGUGUUUGAUGGCGGCUAUACUGAUUGAGAGAUGGGCUUUAGUGUUACUGAUAGGAAGCAUCUGAUCAAACUAGCCAGAUAACAUGCAUGAAAAUGAAGAGUGGAUACGAUAGCUCACGUGUUGUUUUUGCACAUUCAUUCAGAAAGGAUGUGUUUGAACAAACUCACAACCCAAACUCGCCUGCUGGAAAUUUUUGCCUGGCUCUACGUGUUCACAUAUACCAUCUGCCAUGCUUCUUUGGUAUGAGAAGGUGUUGAAUUUACUGUGCCAAAUGUCAGCCAUGGAGCUAUGUUCUGUUACAGACUGUAAACGGGUGGCAAAAUGAAAAGAAACUAACUUAUCUUCCAAAUGAUUAGCAGAUGUAAUAAACUGAAGUGGGGACAUUCAUGAGAAACAUAGUUCCAGAAGAUCAGCAGCUCGAGUUGUUUGAUAUUUCAGACUGUGACAUGAAUGACAGCCUGCAGAGCCAUCAUUUGAAAGACUUUUACUGAGGAUGAGUGGUGACACUGUUUUUCUAACACUCCCUGGUCUCCACACAGACGUUUAAAACCUAUGCAGUUUGUGAAUCCUCCGAUCAGAGGCAACGUUUUUUCAAGCAAAAAUUCACUGCAUAAACAGAUUUUACAUUAUUCUUCAAUUUUACAUGCUUAUCUUAACAUGAUAAUGAGUCGAAUCUGGGGCUGCUUCACUGACAAUGAAGUAGUAUCUUCUGAAUUUAUAAACUAAGAAUGUUUUCUUAAAAUUUCUGCCUAUGUCCAAAUGAACAGGAAAGAGCCUAAACUGUGCCUACAUGCCUUUACUUCUGGGUAAUGUCACCAUUAACAAAGAUAUUCAAUUCAUUGUCAAAGAAGCAGCUUCAGUAGUUGGACUUAGGUGGUGAUAACAACAGAGCUCACACUCUGCUGUUUGUAUCCACGAAGAAAGUCACAAGUUAAAUGUCCAAAAUCAUGUUUUAAUUCUGUUUUGGAGUGGAUUUUCCCUUUAACCUCAGAUGCAGUUUGCAGAAACAGAACAGAUGGCUCUCCGGCCAUUCCUGCAUCUUAGUCUUAUUUUUAAUAGUCUCUCUUUUGUUUAUCUUGUGUUAUCAUGAAUGUUUUAUUUGUCUGUCUGUGCUAAGCACUACAAGUCGAAUGCACACUGAGAAGCUCUAUAAAUCCUAAAUAGACAACUUACAUUCAGGCUAUGAAUUGUUGCUGCCUUUAUCUUUCUCAACUGAUUCGUUUAACUGAUGAUAACUCAAGAACAAAAGUGUGUUGGAGAUACUUGAAUAAAAUUCAGUAUCACAACAGGA